AACCUUACAAAUUCUCAGCAUAUAGUUUUAGGUAGAUAACCAUAAGUUGCGUCUUUAAUUGGGCCAAUACUACAUACGACGAGCCAGAUAAACAUGGCAGACCCAGUGUACCCGUCGACAAUGCGCUACCGAGAUCGUUUAAGCAUGGCGAACGAAGAUGUCCACAAGUACAACAGGCUUUAUUUGACGCCACAUGAGUCGGACGUUUGGACGCGCCUGACUUCUGAUGCGGGUCUCCGCCAGAGUUCAGCACGUUCCAUCCCUCCGUUCCAGGAGGGUCAAGCGCAAGUAAACUACAGCUUUAAGAACAGCGGGUUUGACAGCAACACCUGCCCAGCACAGUACACACAUAACUCCUUCAAGCAGGGCUUGUACCAGCACGGCACGCCUAUUGAGCAGCAACACAAAAUAACUGCCGGACGAUUUAAAAGGGCGUAUCCUCUGGAUUUCAUGUGCCAAAUUCGGCCAGAGACUGAGACAACCAACCAGGCCAUGCGGAUGCUCGGCACAUAUUCAUCAGACAUAUCGCACGCUGAGCGCAUCGGCCUCUUCAUCCCACAAGGCUGCCCCGGCGGCAAGCCCUCCUACCACCCAGACGUCACCACAAGCGGCUAUGGGCUCGCACCUACGCUGCCACGAAGGGGCCUGAGUCAGACGCUCACAGAUGGCCGCCAUUUGAAGUAGACCUGUAAGGCGAUAAGCAAAUCUCCAAGGCGAGGGGGGGCUUGGACGGAAAGGGUGUUAGUAGACUAGGGUGAUGCCGGCUUGCAACUAUGUCGACUACGUGCCACAAUGUGCUUAUCAAGACUGCAUACAGGAUUCAUAUCAUGAGACCAACCAUCAGUUGACCGAUUUGCCUGGAAGACGCAUCCACUGUAGUGUAGCAGUUCUGCAGAUGUAAAGGGUGUUGAUAUGUUACUCUUUUGGAUUCAGGCGACCGGCAGGGGUACUAGGAAUUUUCCUGAUAUUGGAUUGGCAAAGGAACGGCGCGCGGAGGAGUUCCCAUAUGGAAUUUGGGCAGGGCCGAUAGGAACACGUGGAGGACAGUCGUUAACAGGUAGUUAUUACACACUUCUCUCGCCCAGUUUCGCGGCUAUGCCCCUUGCUUAGCUACGACCAUUCCCGGCGCGCAAGGUUUCCGCAAGCUGUUGUUUCAAGGUAGCAGGCGAUAGCUGUAGGACUUCAGUUAGUAAGGCGGUUAUGUUGCGAUUUCGUUCCCGUUGUACAGAUGCACUGCUGCUAGUACCUGCGCACUCGUGUUACCCAUAACCGAUGCGUCCUUUAUGUAGAGCGAUCUUCCGUGCCAUGGAGCAUUAACCUCACUGUUCACAUGCGUUUUAAAAAUUCAACGUAUGUGACAGGUGACCACGCUCAAAUGUUAUACGUCUCUCUAGGAAUUUAAACACGCGUUUUU
Molecule: messenger RNA, 1414 nt
Organism: Volvox carteri f. nagariensis
Lineage: Eukaryota; Viridiplantae; Chlorophyta; Chlorophyceae; Chlamydomonadales; Volvocaceae
Exons: 5
Coding region: 94-684 (196 amino acids)
Source: RefSeq, a predicted model, not a curated record